Molecule: messenger RNA, 1386 nt
Organism: Dendroctonus ponderosae (mountain pine beetle)
Lineage: Eukaryota; Metazoa; Arthropoda; Insecta; Coleoptera; Curculionidae
Product: arrestin domain-containing protein 3
Exons: 6
Coding region: 328-1362 (344 amino acids)
Biological process (GO): protein transport
Cellular component (GO): cytoplasm
Source: RefSeq, a predicted model, not a curated record
AGCACAAUAAAACAGCUAGCGGAGUUGGCAGCGCGGCCAGGCCCCAUUUGAAGGUUGACUGCGCCUGCCUGACAGCAACCAUCAACACAGUUUGGGGCCCCAACUGAUCAGCCCCUUAAAAAGUUUCUUGGGGCCGCUUCUGCUCUCUCAUGGGCUGCACAAAGGGGCCACAGGCCUUCGCUGACCUUACCCCAAGCUAAUUGUGGCGAUGAGCUAAUCGACUGAUGAAUGGCCUUCUAUUAAUAGCCUUUGACUGAAAGGAGUGUAGCUGUCAAGCCUGUUCCGUUCAGUUUUAGAGCCCCAUUUCAGUUAAGUCUGGUGGGUGCAAUGCCGCAUCAAUGCAAGCUAAUUUUGGAUAACUAUAUGGGGCACUACGUUCCUGGCGCCCCUAUCCAGGGGCGCGUGCUGCUCAAUCUGGAUACCGAUACCAACUUGCGAGGCGUCCGCGUGGAACUCCACUGCAAGGAACAGACGUCGUGGCUGGGGACCGAGUCCUACUAUGACAGUGAGGCCAGAGAGCACAAGUCGCGAGACACCCAGUUUCGGGGCGAUUGGGAAGUGUUUGGGGCCAACGAGUGGCUUUAUGGGGAUGGGCACACCAGCACAACGUUGUCUGUAGGACAGCACAUUUAUCCCUUCCAGUUGGGACUGCAGCAGAACAUCCCGGGCUCCUACCAGUGCGAAAGCGGCUCGGUCAGCUACAAGCUGGUCGCCACUGUGGACCGCCCGAUGGCCUUCGACUACCAGGACGAGAUGCUCGUAAUGGUGCAAUCGCCCGUGGAUUUGCGCUUCAUCGCCCGUCCAGAAGACAUGAUGCCAGUGACGCUGUCCGAUGAGAAAAGCGUGUGCUGCUGGUGCUGUGCUCAGGGCCCCAUCAGCAUGGACCUGGAGCUGCCAAAGGCCACGCUAGUGCCCGGUGAAGAACUGGAGAUCAAAAUGCAUCUAAUCAACAUGUCCAGCACCAAUGUGGAGGGCGUUUCUUUGCAGCUGACGCAGCUGAUCACCUACAAGGUGACGGAGCCGGGGCGCGACGAGCGCCAGGACUCGAGUAAACUGGUGGAGCUCAACGAUGUGGGCCUGGGGGCGCACGGAGAGCACACCUACGUGUUCCGGGUGGCGCUGCCGCCCACUGCCGUGCUUCCCAACUUUGUCCAAUGUCGCCUCUUUGCGGUCGAGUACUUUUAUAAGGCGGUGGCCAAGCUGCCCUCCGUGCACAAUAACCUGGAGGUCCGGCUUGCGCCCAAAGUGGGCCACAUUCCGCUGGGCUGGAACGGGGGGCCGGCGCCCAGCGCCCCCCCAAAGGAGCUGGAGGCUGCACGCCCCUACGAGCAACCGCCCCCGUCCUAUGACAGCCUCAAUUGAAAAUUAAAAAAUUGCUUUUGAAAA